AUGGACUCGUACGUGCUUUCCGGAAAUUUGGUGGCUUGUGAAGACACACUUCUCCUACUUGGCCGUAACGGGGCAGCCUUCUCCAUUGACUUCUCAACUGAACCUGCAAAGUAUGUGAUCGUGGAGGAGGGAGGCUUGAAGAAGUGGGCGUUCUUCUUGGGCGAGAAACAUACUGGACAGCCACGACUCUUAGUGAACCCAGAGAGAAUGGGUUUAAGGGGUGGCCUUGUCUAUCAGUUGGAUGAAAACGCUCGAGUAUUUUCAUACCCAGUAGAUGGCAACCAACAUGAGGAGUUGGAGCCAGAACCUUGUUUUGCGACGAUCAAUGCUCAUCUUGCUCGCAAUCCUACAUCCUUUGCAGCUUGGAUAUGA
Triticum turgidum subsp. durum (durum wheat) is the source of this 372-nucleotide messenger RNA. The record is from the annotation of a GenBank genome assembly. NCBI's taxonomy places the organism in Eukaryota, Viridiplantae, Streptophyta, Magnoliopsida, Poales, Poaceae.